Salvelinus namaycush (lake trout) is the source of this 20964-nucleotide messenger RNA. Its product is annotated as plectin-like. Gene Ontology annotation, molecular function: ankyrin binding; cadherin binding; structural constituent of muscle. The coding region runs from base 1 to 20964 and encodes 6987 amino acids. The transcript is spliced from 77 exons. The record is from RefSeq and is a predicted model, not a curated record. Lineage: Eukaryota; Metazoa; Chordata; Actinopteri; Salmoniformes; Salmonidae. Gene Ontology annotation, cellular component: perinuclear region of cytoplasm; intermediate filament; cytoskeleton. Gene Ontology annotation, biological process: wound healing; hemidesmosome assembly; intermediate filament cytoskeleton organization.
AUGGCGUCGGGGCGUAAGGACAGACAGAAGGAGAGGGACCGGCAGAGGGAGAGGGAGAGGGCCCUGCUAGACAGCUAUGGAGAGAGGAGCUUCCCUGCCCCUUUCCCUGGGGACACACUCCCCUGGAACCUGGCCAAACACCAGAGGGUCAAACGCUCUAAGUCUGCCUCAGGCGCCGGGGACGUCCUGGACCCGGCUGAGAGGGCCGUCAUCCGCAUCGCAGAUGAACGGGAUCGAGUACAGAAAAAGACCUUCACAAAAUGGGUGAACAAACACUUGAUGAAGUCACAGAGUCAGGUGACUGAUCUGUAUGAAGACCUGAGAGAUGGACACAACCUGAUCUCCCUCCUGGAGGUCCUCUCCGGGGAGACACUGCCCAGAGAGAAAGGCCGCAUGAGAUUCCACAAGCUGCAGAAUGUACAGAUGGCACUGGACUUCCUCAAACACCGACAGGUCAAGCUGGUGAACAUCAGAAACGAUGACAUCGCGGAUGGCAACCCCAAGCUGACCCUUGGGCUGAUAUGGACCAUCAUCCUUCACUUCCAGAUCUCGGACAUCCAGGUGAAUGGCCAGUCAGACGACAUGUCGGCCAAGGAGAAGCUGCUGAUGUGGUCCCAGCGCAUGGUGGACGGCUACCAGGGCAUCCGUUGUGACAACUUCACCACCAGCUGGAGGGACGGCAAGCUCUUCAACGCCGUCAUCCACAAACACCAGCCUAGACUCAUUGACAUGAGUAAGGUGUACCGCCAGACCAACGCGCAGAACCUGGAGUACGCCUUCAACGUGGCCGAGAAGGACCUGGGCGUGACGCGCCUGUUGGAUCCGGAGGAUGUUGACGUGCCACAUCCUGAUGAGAAGUCCAUCAUCACCUACGUGUCGUCCCUGUAUGAUGCCAUGCCCCGGGAUGUCCAGGAUGGAAUCCAGGCUAACGAGCUGGAGCUGCGCUGGACCGAGUACUAUGAGCUGGUCACUAUCAUUCGGCAGUGGAUAAGCCACCAUGUCGUUAUCUUCGGGGAGAGGAGGUUCCCAGGCAGCUAUGAGGAGAUAGAGAUCCUGUGGCGUCAGUUCUUGAAGUUCAAAGAGACAGAACUGCCUGCAAAGGAGGCCGACAAGCACCGUUCCAAACUCAUCUACCAGUCCUUUGAGAGUGCAGUGCAUGCUGGUCAGGUCAAGGUUCCUCCAGGCUACCAUCCAAUUGAUGUGGAGAAGGAAUGGGGCCGUCUGCACGUGGCCAUCCUUGAGAGAGAACGACUGCUCAGGAUAGAGUUUGAGAGGCUAGAGCGACUCCAGAGGAUCGUCAGCAAAGUCCAGAUGGAGUCAGGUGUGUGUGAGGAGCAGCUCAACCAGCUGGACACCCUGCUGCAGACGGACAUCCGUCUCCUGAGUGCAGGGAAGCCGGCUCAGCACACUGCCGAGGUGGGGCGGGACCUGGACAAGGCAGACGGCAUGAUCCGCCUGCUCUUCAACGACGUGCAGCAGCUCAAAGAUGGGCGCCACCUGCAGGCCGAGCAGAUGUACCGCAGGGUAUACCGCCUUCACGAGCGUCUUGUGAACCUGCGCACCGAUUACAACCUGCGUCUCAAGUCGCAGGUGACGACCACCCAGAUGAUCCAGACCCAGACCAUCCAGCAGUCGUCCUCCAGGGUGCGUCCCGAGCUGGACGAGGUGACCCUGCGCUACGCCCAGGACCUGCUGACCUGGGUGGAGGAGAGUCAGAGGCGGAUUGACGAGGCCGAGUGGGGCUCGGACCUGCCCACCGCGGAGUCUCAGCUGGGCAGCCACCGGGGCCUGCACCAGACCGUGGAGGACUUCCGCGCCAAGAUCGAACGGGCCAAGGCUGACGAGAGCCAGCUAUCCCCAGUCAGUAAGGGGACGUACAGUCAAUACCUGGGCAAACUGGACCUUCAGUAUGCCAAGCUGCUGAACUCCUCCAAGUCUCGUCUGCGUAACCUGGACUCGCUCUAUGUGUUUGUCAGCGCGGCAACCAAGGAGCUGAUGUGGCUCAACGACAAAGAGGAGGAGGAGGUCAACUACGACUGGAGCGACCGUAACACCAACAUGACUGCCAAGAAAGACAACUACUCGGGUCUGAUGCGUGAGCUGGAGCUGAGAGAGAAAAAGGUCAACGACAUCCAGGCCACAGGAGACAAGAUGCUGAAGGAGGGCCACCCUGGCAAGAAAACAGUGGAGGCCUUCACAGCAGCCCUGCAGACUCAGUGGAGCUGGAUCCUCCAGCUGUGUUGUUGCAUCGAGGCUCACCUCAAAGAGAACACAGCUUACUACCAGUUCUUUUCGGACGUGAAAGAAGCUGAGGAGAGGAUGAAGAAGAUGCAGGAGACGAUGAAGAAGAAGUACAGCUGUGAUCGCGCCACUACGGCCACGCGACUAGAGGACCUGCUGCAGGAUGCGAUGGAGGAGAAGGAACAGCUGAACGAGUUUAAGACUCACGUGGCCGGCCUGAACAAGAGGGCCAAGACCAUAAUCCAGCUGAAGCCUCGUAACCCCACCAAGUCCAUCAAGGGCAAACUGCCCAUCCAGGCCGUGUGUGACUUCAAACAGAUGGAGAUCACCGUCCACAAGGGAGAGGAGUGUGCUCUCAUCAACAACUCCCCACAGCCCAACAAGUGGAAGGUCCUGAACCGCUCAGGCAUUGAGGCGGUCGUGCCUUCAGUCUGCUUUCUGGUUCCACCUGUCAACAAGGAGGCUAUGGACAGUGUGUCCAGUCUGGACUCUGGUCACCAGUCGAUGCUGGUCCUGUGGCAGAGAAUGCACGUGGACAUGAAGAGCAUGCUUUCCUGGCAGUACCUGACGAGAGACAUCACACAGAUACGUACCUGGAACAUCACCAUGUUUAAGACCAUGAAGGUGGAGGAGUACAGGCUGAUUAUGAGGAACCUGGAGCUUCACUAUCAGGACUUCAUGCGUGACAGUCAGGAUUCCCAGCUGUUUGGUCCACACGACCGUAUGCAGAUCGAGGGCGACUACUCGAAGACCACACAGUACUACGACAACCUUCUGCGCUCUGUGGAGAAAGGUGAGCAGGACGAGUCGAUGUGUGUGACCUACAUCACCCAGAUCAAGGACCUGCGUCUACGGAUAGAGGACUGCGAGGCUCGUACCGUGGCCCGCAUCCGCAAGCCCGUGGACAAGGACCCCAUCCAAGACUCUGCCCAGAAGACCACCGACCAGAAGAAAGUCCAAGUGGAGCUUGAGGGCAUCAAGAGGAACCUGGACCAGGUGGCCGUGAAGACCGAGGAGGUCCUGAGUACCACUCCUCAGCAGUCCAGCACUGCGCCUGUCCUGCGCUCUGAACUGGAGUUCACCCUGAAGAAGAUGGACCAUGCCUACAUCCUCUCCUCUGUCUAUCUAGAGAAGCUGAAGACGGUGGACGUGGUCAUCCGCAACACGCAGGGGGCCGAGGGCGUUCUGAAGAAGUACGAGCAGCGACUGCGCGAGGUCCAAACGGUUCCCAAUGACGUCAAGGAGGUGGAGACGUACCGCACCCAGCUCAAGAAAAUGCGCGCUGAAGCGGAGGGUGAAAAGCCUGCAUUCGAUUCUCUGGAGGGCGAGCUCGGAAAGGCGGCAGCCGUGAGCGAGAAGAUGUCUCGUGUGCACAGUGAGCGUGACGCUGAGUUGGACCACUACCGUCAUCUCCUGUCCGGUCUCCAGGACCGCUGGCAAGCUGUGUUCUCCCAGAUGGACCUGCGUCAGCGGGAGCUGGAGCAGCUCGGUCGCCAGCUGGGUUACUACAGAGAGAGCUACGACUGGCUCAUCCAGUGGAUCGGUGACGCCAAGCAGAGGCAGGAGAAGAUCCAGGCCGUGUCCAUCAGCGACAGCAAGACUCUGAAGGAGCAACUGGCCCAGGAGAAGAAACUUCUGGAAGAGAUCGAGCAAAACAAAGAGAAAGUUGACGAGUGUCAGAAAUAUGCGAAGGCGUAUAUCGACACUAUCAAGGAUUAUGAACUCCAGUUGGUGGCCUACAAAGCACAGGUGGACCCUCUCUCGCCGCUGAAGAAAACCAAAAUGGAUUCUGCCUCAGAUAACAUCAUUCAAGAGUAUGUGACGCUAAGAACCCGCUACAGCGAGCUGAUGACUCUGACCAGUCAGUACAUCAAGUUCAUCACGGAGACACAGCGUCGCCUAGAGGGCGAGGAGAAAGCUGCUGAGAAAAUGAAAGCGGAAGACAGGAAAAAAAUGGCAGAGAUGCAGGCUGAGUUAAACAAACAGAAGCAGCUAGCUGAAUCUCAUGCAAAGGCCAUUGCCAAGGCCGAGCAGGAAGCUCAAGAGCUGAAGCUCAUGAUGCAGGAGGAAGUCAGCAGGAGACAAGUUGUUUCUGUAGAUGCAGAAAAGCAAAAGCACAAUAUCCAGCUGGAACUACAUGAGCUCAAAAAUCUCUCAGAGCAGCAGAUCAAGUCCAAGAGUCAUCAGGUAGAAGAAGCCAAUCAGAGCAGAGUCAAGAUUGAGGAGGAGAUCCGUAUCAUCAGGAUCCAGCUGGAGACCACUGUCAAACAGAAGUCUACCGCUGAGGAUGAGCUCAAGCAACUCCGGGAAAAGGCGUCUGAAGCCGAGAGGCUGAGGAAGCUUGCACAGGAGGAGGCUGAGAAGCUCCGCAAACAGGUCAACGAGGAGACCCAGAAGAAACGCAAGGCAGAGGAAGAGCUCAAGUUAAAGUCUGAGGCUGAGAAGGAGGCUGCCAAGCAGAAGCAGAAGGCUCUGGAAGACCUUGAGAAGCUGAAGAUGCAGGCGGAGGAGGCGGAGAGACGCAUGAAGCAAGCUGAAGUGGAGAAGGAGAGGCAGAUCAAGGUUGCCCAGGAGGUGGCACAGAAGAGUGCUGCCACCGAACUCCAGAGCAAACGCAUGUCCUAUGUUGAAAAGACAUCAAAGCUGGAGGAAUCACUCAAACUAGAGCAUGUCACUGUCAUCCAGCUGCAGGAGGAGGCAGCUCGUCUCAAGAAGCAACAGGAAGAGGCAGAUAUGGCCAGGGAGGAGGCGGAGAAGGAGUUAGAGAAAUGGAGGCAGAAGGCCAAUGAGGCACUCCGCUUAAGGCUCCAGGCUGAGGAAGAAGCUCACAAAAAGAGUCGUGCCCAGGAGGAUGCCGAGAAACAGAAGGAGGAAGCUGAGCGCGAGGCCAGGAAGAGGGCUAAAGCUGAGGAGUCCGCACUGAAACAGAAAGAUAUGGCAGAGCAAGAGCUGGAGAGGCAGAGGAGGCUAGCUGAGGGAACUGCUCAGCAGAAACUCUCAGCAGAACAGGAGUUAAUCCGGCUAAGGGCAGACUUCGACCAUGCUGAGCAACAGAGAUCCCUGCUUGAUGACGAGCUGUACCGCCUGAAGAAUGAAGUCAGUGCAGCUGAGCAGCAAAGGAAACAGCUCGAAGAUGAACUGGCCAAAGUGAGGAGUGAAAUGAAUAUACUCCUGCAGCUAAAGUCCAAGGCAGAAAAGGAGAGCAUGUCCAACACUGAGAAGAGCAAACAGCUCCUCGAAUCUGAAGCUGCAAAAAUGAGGGACCUUGCUGAAGAGGCAGGCAAACUUAGAUCCAUCGCUGAGGAAGCCAAGCGACAAAGGCAAGUUGCUGAGCAAGAAGCAGCUCGUCAAAGAGUAGAAGCUGAAAGGAUCCUCAAAGAGAAGCUUGCUGCCAUUAACGAGGCAACUCGCAUGAAGACUGAAGCAGAAAUUGCCCUCAAAGAAAAAGAGGCUGAGAAUGAGCGACUCAGACGACAAGCUGAGGAUGAAGCUUACCAGAGGAAAGCUCUGGAAGACCAAGCCAGCCAGCACAAGCAACAUAUUGAAGAAAAGAUCAAUCAACUCAAGAAGUCAUCUGAGAAUGAGUUGGGAAGACAAAAGACACUUGUAGAUGAAACUCUCAAGCAGAGACGAGUGGUUGAGGAGGAAAUUCGCAUUCUCAAGCUAAACUUUGAGAAAGCCUCAUCUGGCAAGCUUGAUUUGGAGCUGGAGUUGAAUAAACUGAAAAACAUUGCAGAGGAAACACAACAGAGUAAACUCCAAGCUGAAAAGGAGGCUGAGAAACACAGGAAACUUGCCCUGGAGGAGGAGAAACGCAGGCGCGAAGCAGAGGAAAAGGUCAAAAAGAUCACUGCUGCAGAGGAAGAAGCAGGCAGACAGUGCAAAAAUGCGCAGGAGGAAGUGGAGCGCCUCAAAAAGAAAGCAGAUGAAGCCAAAAAGCAGAAAGAGGAUGCUGACAAGGAAGCAGAAAGACAGAUCCUCGUAGCCAAACAAGCAGCACAAAAAUGCAAUGCAGCAGAACAGCAAGUUCAGAGUGUCCUUGUCCAACAGAAGGAGGACAACCUCACGCAGAAACAGCUCAAGGAAGAGUAUGAGAAAGCCAAGAUGCUUGCGAAACAGGCAGAGCUUGCCAAGGAAAAGGCAGAGAAGGAGGCUGCUCUUCUCCGGCAACAAGCUGAGGAUGCAGAACGCCAAAAACAGGCCGCUGAACUCGAAGCUGCCAACCAAGCCAAAGCUCAAGAGGAAGCCGUGAAAUUGAGAAAGGAGGCAGAGUUUGAAGCUGCCAAGCGAGCACAGGCUGAGGCUUAUGCAAUCAAACAGAAACAACAAGCAGAUGCUGAGAUGGAAAAGCACAAAAAGCUUGCAGAGCAAACAGUGAGUCAAAAGUCUCAGGUAGAGAAAGAGCUCACAAAGGUCAGGCUUCAGCUGGAUGAAACUGACAAGCAAAAAUCUGUCUUAGACGAGGAGCUGCAGCGCUUAAAGGACGAAGUCGGUGAUGCGGUCAAGCAGAAGGCCCAGGUGGAAGAGGAGUUAUUCAAAGUCAAGAUUCAGAUGGAGGAGCUGGUCAAACUGAAACUCAGAAUUGAGCAGGAGAACCAGCGUCUUAUCAAAAAGGACAAGGAUAACACUCAGAAAUUCCUGGCUGAGGAAGCUGAGAACAUGAAGAAGCUUGCAGAAGAAGCUGCCAGACUCAGUGUGGAAGCCCAGGAUGCUGCACACAUGAGACAGAUCGCUGAAUCUGACCUCUCCCAACAGAGGGCACUUGCAGAGAAGAUGCUAAAGGAGAAGAUGCUCGCCAUUCAGGAAGCAUGUAAACUGAAAGCAGAGGCUGAGAUGCUCCAAAGACAGAAGGACCUGGCUCAAGAGCAGGCCCAGAAGCUGCUUGAGGAUAAACAACUGAUGCAGCAGCGUCUCGAGGAAGAGACUGAGGGCUUCCAGAAAUCCUUGGAAGCUGAGCGCAGGAGACAGCUGGAGAUCACAGCCGAAGCUGAAAACCUCAAAGUCAAAGUGUCCCAACUUAGUGAUGCUCAGUCCAAAGCAGAGAAUGAGGCCAAGAAAUUCAAGAAGCAAGCAGAUGAGAUCAGUGCCCGUCUUCAUCAGACAGAGCUAGCAACUAAAGAGAAAUUGACUGUUGUAGAGAAACUUGAAGUGCAGCGACUGAGCAGCAACAAAGAGGCUGAUGAGUUACGCAAAGCCAUCGCUGAUCUAGAAAAGGAGAAGGACAAACUGAAAAAGGAGGCUGAAGACCUACAGAAUAACUCUAAAGAGAUGGUCAAUGCUCAGCAGAAACAAAUCCAACACGAGAAGACAGUACUCCAACAGACAUUCGUCACAGAGAAGGCGGAGCUGUUGAAGAAGGAGAAACAAAUUGAAGAGGAGAAGAAGAAGCUGGAGAACCAGUUUGAGGAAGAGGUCAAGAAGGCCAAGGCCCUCAAAGAAGAACAGGAACGCCAGAGGAAACAAAUGGAGGAGGAGAGAAAUAAACUUCAGGCUACCAUGGAUGCUGCCCUCAACAAACAAAAAGAGGCUGAGAAAGAAAUGCUCAACAAGCAAAAAGAGAUGCAGGAGCUUGAAAGGAAACGACUUGAACAGGAAAAGCUGCUUGGCGAGGAGAACAAGAAACUUCGUGAGAAACUGCAGCAGCUCGAGGUCGCCCAUAAAGAGCCAAUUUCCCACACCAGAGAAAUCGAUAUCCAGACUGACAAUGUGCCCGAGGAUGAACUGAUCCAUAUGACCAUGGUGGAGACAUCAAAGCAGGUUAUCAAUGGCCAAAGUGUUGGGGAUGAGGUUGACAGGAAGAAGGAUACAUUGUCUUUUGAUGGCAUCCGCGAGAAAGUCCCUGCAAGCAGACUUUAUGAAGUUGGCCUUUUGACGAAAAAGGAGUUUGAUAAACUGAAGAAUGGCAAAGCUACUGUGCAAGACCUCAGCCAGACGGAUAAGUUAAGAACAAUUCUGCAGGGCAAGAACUGUAUAGGGGGUGUCUUGACACAGUCUAAUCAGAAAAUGGCAAUAUAUCAAGCUAUGAAAGAAAAGAAAAUUACUCCUGGUUGGGCUUUGAUCCUCCUAGAGGCACAGGCAGCAUCUGGCUAUGUAGUAGACCCAGUUAAAAACAAGAAACUCUCUGUCAGUGAGGCUGUGAAGGAAGGCCUGAUCGGACCUGAGCUGCACAACAAAAUGCUGUCUGCUGAGAGAGCUGUCAUUGGUUACAAAGACCCUUACACCGGUAACAAGAUCUCACUCUUUGAAGCUAUGAAGAAGGGCUUGAUUGACAGAGACCAUGCCAUUAGGCAACUUGAGGCUCAGAUAGCUACUGGUGGACUCAUUGACCCCAUAAACAGCCACCGUGUGCCCAUCGAGACUGCAUACAAACAGGGGCAGUUUGAUGCUGAGAUGAACAAGAUACUGGAGGACCCUUCGGACGACACCAAGGGAUUCUUUGAUCCUAACACCCAGGAGAACUUAACAUACCAUCAGCUAAUGCAGAGAUGCAGCACAGAUCCGGAGACAGGAGUGCUGCUCCUGCCCAUCACUGACAAGGCUGCUCUGAGCACGUCAAACUACACAGAGGAGGAGACCAAGGAUGUGUUCAGCAAGACGACCGUCUCUGUGCCAUUCGGAAAAUUCAAAGGAAAGACUGUAACUAUCUGGGAAAUCAUCAAUUCUGAGUACUUUACCGAGGACCAGAGAAAGGAUCUUAUUCGUCAGUACAAGACCGGAAAGAUCACAGUGGAAAAAAUCAUCAAGAUUGUUAUCACCAUGGCAGAGGAAAAGGAAAAAAAGAAUGAAAUCGCUUUUGAGGGUCUGAGGAGACCUGUCCUUGCUACUGAACUACUGGAGUCCAAGAUAAUCGACAAAGACCUCUACAACAAGCUGCACACGGGCAAUAAAACAAUCAAAGAGGUGUCUGAAAUGGAGCCUGUUCACAAAUCCUUGAAGGGUACAAACUGCAUUGCGGGUGUAGUUAUUGACUCAACUAAGGAGACUAUGUCUUUCUAUCAAGCCAUGAAGAAGGAUAUGAUGAGGGUAGGGCCUGCUUUAACUCUGCUGGAAGCACAAGCAGGAACAGGAUUUGUUGUUGAUCCUAUAAAGAAUCAGAAGUUCACUGUCGAUGAAGCUGUGAAAGCAACUGUCAUUGGUCCUGAGCUGCAUGAAAAACUACUGUCAGCUGAAAGAGGUGUUACAGGCUACAAAGAUCCUUACACGGGAAAGACUGUGUCUUUGUUCGAAGCAAUGAAGAAAGAACUCAUUCCAAAAGAUCAGGGCAUCAGACUCUUAGACGCGCAGCUUGCAACAGGAGGCAUCAUUGAUCCAGUGAAAAGCCACCGCAUCCCACAUGAUGUUGCCUGUAAACGAGGCUUCUUUGAUGAUGAAAUGAAGCAGAUUCUGAAUAAUCCAACUGAUGAUGUUAAAGGUUACUUUGACCCCAACACACAGGAAAAUGUCACAUACGCACAGCUAUACAAGAGAUGUGUCACUGACAAUAAAUCUGGCCUUCAGCUUCUUCCUCUGUCUGAGCAAGCAAUCAAUGCAAAGGAAGAGCAUACAUACACAGACGUCCAAACCAAAGAGACCAUGAGCCAAGCAACAAUGGAGCUGCAGUCUGGUCCUUUCAAAGGGAGGAAACUCACUAUCUGGGAAAUUAUCCACUCUGAAUAUAUUACAGAGGAACAGAGAAUUGACCUGAUGAGGCAGUAUAGGUCUGGAAAGAUUACAAUAGAAAAGAUCAUCACGAUUGUGAUCACCAUUGUAAAUGAGAAAGAGGCUAAGAAACAAGAGCAAGACAGCUUCAAGGGGCUUAGAGCACCGGUUUCUGCCAAGUCACUGUUUGAUUCCAAAAUCAUUGACAAAGCUACGUUUGACAUGCUCCAACAAGGCAAAAAGACACCUACACAGGUCAGCGAAAAUGUCAAUGUAAGCAAGUACCUACAGGGCUCUGACAGUAUUGCUGGUGUCUACCUUGAACCAACAAAGGAGAAGAUCAGCAUUUAUCAAGCUAUGAAGAAAAAUCUUCUGAGACACAACACAGGCCUGUCACUUCUAGAGGCCCAAGCUGCCACAGGGUUCAUUAUAGAUCCAGUGAAGAACCAGUACCUGUCAGUGGAUGAUGCAGUUAAAGCAGGCAUUGUCGGCCCUGAGCUACAUGAGAAACUGCUUGCUGCUGAAAAAGCAGUCACUGGUUACAAAGAUCCCUUCACGGGCAAAACAAUCUCUCUCUUCCAAGCAAUGGAAAAAGAUCUAAUCAUUAAAGAGCAUGUCAUGCCACUCUUGGAGGCCCAACUGAGUUCAGGAGGAAUCAUUGAUCCUGUGAACAGCCACCGCGUUCCUAUUGAGGUUGCCUAUCAGAAGAGCUUUUUCAGCAAAGAAAUGACACACAACUUCUCGGAACCAUCUGACGAUAACAAAGCUUUCUCAGACCCCAAUUCAGAUGAUAAAGUAACAUACAAACAGCUGAAAGAGAAGUGCACUAGAGAUCCUGAUUCAGGCAUGAACCUUCUACCUCUUUCCAAGCCACAGGCCCCUACUGUGGUGGAGAAGACAUACCUCUACACGGAGGAACAGACACAGAAUGACCUGGCCACAUCACAAAUUGACCUCCCCAGUUCACUUGAGUCUCUUGCUGGAGGGUCAAAAAGUCUCUGGGACAUCAUGAACUCAAAUCUACUUCCUGAGCAAGAGAGGAAGAAGCUGAUGGAGGAGUAUCGUUCUGGCAGUAUCACUAAAGAGCGCAUGAUCAUCAUCAUUAUUGAGAUUAUGGAGCAGAGAGAGAUCAUCAGAGGUGAAACUGUUAAGUCCUGCAACACAAUCAGACGUAGGGUCACUAUCGAGGAGCUCUACAAUUCCCGUAUCAUUGACCUGGAGACAUUCAACCUGCUGAAGCAAGACAAAAGAAACAUCCGUGACAUUAUGGAGAUGCAGAGUGUGAAGCAGUAUCUGUUUGGCACGGGCUGCGUUGCUGGCGUCAUAGCUGACUCCACUUCCAGGAUGAGCAUUUAUUCAGCGAUGAAGAGAGGGUUCUUGAAGCCUGAAAUUGCCCUUAGUCUCCUGGAAGCACAAGCAGCAACAGGAUUCAUAAUUGAUCCUGUGAGAAACGAGACCCUCACUGUUGAUGAGGCUGUCCGCAAGGGUGUGGUCGGCCCUGAGAUCCACGACAGACUUCUGUCAGCUGAGAGAGCGGUCACAGGCUACAAGGACCCUUACAGUGGCAAAAUCAUAUCUCUCUUCCAAGCAAUGAAAAAGGACCUUGUUCUGGAGGAUUAUGCUCUGAAAAUGUUGGAGGCUCAGACUGCCACAGGAGGCAUUAUGGAUCCUGAAUUCUACUUCCACCUCCCAGCAGACAUUGCCACACAGAGAGGAUACAUCAACAAGGAAACAAAUGAAAGGCUUGCUGAUGACGUAAAGGGAUUUGUUGACCCUGUCACUGAGGAGAAACUUUCUUAUGCCCAAUUACUCAAGAGAUGCAAGAUUGACCCUACCAAUGGGAUGCGCUUGCUGUCACUGGGAGACAAGAGACUGACGUUCAAAGGUCUUAGAAAACAGAUCACCAUAGAGGAGAUGUUACGCUCUCAGAUCAUCGACCAACAGACGGUCACUGAGCUGAAUGAAGGUCUGAUUUCAGUGGAAGAGGUUAGCCGUAGACUCCAAAAAUACCUUGAGGGCACAAGCUGUAUUGCUGGUGUUUAUGUAGAGGGAACUAAUGACCGUCUAUCAAUCUACCAAGCCAUGAAAAAGAACAUGAUCAGGCCAGGAACUGCCUUUGAACUGCUGGAGGCUCAGGCUGCCACAGGCUAUGUAAUUGACCCAAUCAAAAAUCUCAAACUUACUGUCAAUGAAUCUAUCAAGAUGGGAAUAGUGGGGCCAGAAUUCAAAGACAAGCUUCUCUCUGCUGAGCGUGCCGUGACAGGUUACAGAGACCCCUAUUCCGGAAAGACAAUCUCUCUGUUCCAGGCCAUGAAGAAGGGGCUCAUCUUAAAAGACCAUGGAAUACGUCUCCUUGAGGCUCAGAUUGCCACUGGCGGAAUCAUUGACCCAGAGGAGAGUCAUCGCUUGCCAGUGGAGGUGGCCUACAACCGUGGCCUCUUCGACGAGGAGAUGAAUGAGAUUCUCACAGAUCCAUCAGAUGACACCAAGGGUUUCUUUGAUCCCAACACUGAGGAGAACCUGACCUACCUUGGGCUAAUGGAGAGGUGCAUCACUGACCCAGCUACUGGCCUUGUGCUCCUGCUCCUGAAGGAGAAGAAGCGCGAGAGACAGACCUCCUCCAAAUCCUCUGUCCGCAAACGCAGAGUGGUCAUUGUGGACCCAGAGUCAGGCAAAGAGAUGACUGUCUAUGAGGCAUAUAGAAAGCAGCUCAUUGACCAUCAGACCUACCUAGAGCUUGCUGAGCAGGAGUGUGAGUGGGAAGAGAUCACACAGACAUCCUCUGAUGGCGUUGUCAAGUCAAUGAUCAUCGACAGACGGUCAGGAAGACAGUAUGACAUUGAUGACGCCCUCGCACGAGGCCUCAUCGACCAGACUUCACUUAGUACAUACCGCUCCGGAAACCUGUCCAUCACUGAGUUUGCUGACAUGCUGUCUGGAAACAUGGGUGGUUUCCGCUCCCGGUCAUCCUCUUUUGGUUCCACCUCUGGUUCCACCUCAUCAUCAUACAAUCCCAUGAGCCCCAUACCCUCCAUUAGACCCCCUGCAAUAAUGUGGAAUGACCCCACAGAGGAGACUGGCCCUGUAGCUGGAAUCCUGGAUACAGACACUUUGGAGAAGGUGUCAGUCACAGAGGCCAUGCACAGGAACCUUGUGGACAAUAUCACAGGCCAAAGACUACUUGAGGCACAAGCCUGCACAGGGGGCAUAAUCGACCCAACUACUGGGGAACGAUUCGCUGUUACUGAGGCAACCGAGAAAGGGCUUGUGGACAAGGUGAUGGUGGACCGUAUCAACCUGGCUCACAAAGCUUUCAAUGGAUUUGAGGACCCAAGAACCAAAGUGAAAAUGUCUGCCUCCCAAGCUCUAAAGAAAGGCUGGCUGUAUUAUGAAGCUGGGCAACGUUUUCUGGAAGUCCAAUACCUUACGGGGGGGCUGAUUGAACCUGAUGUUGAGGGCAGAGUCUCUCUGGACGAAUCCAUCAGAAAGGGCACAAUUGAUGCUCGCACUGCUCAGAAGCUGAGAGAUGUGAGUGCUUACUCCAAAUACCUGACAUGUCCCAAAACCAAACUAAAAAUCUCUUACAAAGAUGCCAUGGACAGAAGCAUGGUUGAGGAAGGAUCUGGCCUGCGACUGCUGGAGGCCUCCUCACAGUCAAGCAAAGGGCUGUACAGCCCAUACAAUGCCAGCAAUUCCGGGUCAGCCGCUGGCUCCCGGUCCGGGUCCAGGACUGGAUCCAGAACAGGAUCCAGAAGAGGCAGCGUUGAUGCCACAGGUUCCGGUUUCAGUAUGAACUUCUCAUCCUCCUCCUACACCAGCUCCAGCAGUUACGGUGGCCGCCGAUAUGAUGCAGGACCUCAUAAUGGGCUCAUCAUGGAUGAGCUAGCCCAAGCCCUUACAGCUCUAGCAAUGAUCAGGCCAUGCAGCUCAGAAGAACAACGAGCCUUCCCAAUGAUGAUACCGAUGCAUACCACAAGAGGGGUGACGAGGAGGAGGGAGUCAGAGGAGUGGAGCCAAUGGCAGGGGGAGUUCAGAGGUCAAAUCCGAGCCCUGCGACACUGGCUGAAGAGCAUGGAGAUGAGGCUACCUCCUCUGGACCAUACGGUUCAGAUCUCUGGGACGGAGAAGGUAAAAAUUCCCCCUGGGAUCCAUGCAAUGGCCUACGUCAUCUGCGUUGCAGACAUGUGCAUAGUACGACUGAUUAUGGGUAAUCUGAUCAGUCGGCCCAGCUGCCUGGGCCAGAAGUCCAAGCAGGUGAGGUCCGACGAGGACUUCCUGAAGGAGUGCUACCAGCGGCGUCGCGAAUGGCAAGCUCCGCCCCUGACGCACCACGGGGAGGCCAGGCGGGAGGAGGUGGUCAGAGAGAGGGAGGAGGAGGAGAGGGUGACAGACAGGACGAAGGAGGGUGAGGUGGAGGACGAGGUGUCUCACGGUGACACCCCUCCCUCGGACAAACCCCUCAGGACCAACCCCUCCCCCACCCCGACGGUCACCACCACCAGUACUCUGGACAAUGCCUUGCGCGGCACCCCCUCCCCCAUCAAGACUUCCAGUAACAGCACCCUGACCAGGAAGGCCGUGGUCCAAGAGAUCCCCUAUGGGAGAUCCCCUCUAGCCCAGCCCGGCUCAGUCCCGGGCUCAGCGGAGAGGAGGGCCAGCUUCCAGAGGAGAGACUCCAGAGAAGGAAGCCUCCAGAGGAGAGACUCCAGAGAGGGCAGCCCCUGGUCCUGGAAGACCUUGGCCUCCCGCGAGGUCACGGAGGUGACGGAAGUGACAGAGACAGUCGUGACAGAGAUUGUGGAGGUGACGGAGUACCCGUCUGGAGAGAAGGGCGGAGACGCCAUAGUCACCAGGACUCUGCAAAGCGAUGGACAUUCUAGUUCAGACCAAGAUUCCAACUCGGACCGUUGGAGGGGAACGAGAUCCGCCUUGACUCUGAGAGACGAUUUUGCAGAUUCUGAAAAGUUCCAUCAAUCCCUGGAAGCACUGUUGACCUGGGUCUGUGAGAUAGAGGAGCUGACAGCCAAUCAGAAGCCUCCAUCUUCAGAGGUCAAAGUGGUGAAAGCACAGCUGCAAGAGCAGAAGCUCCUGCAGCGUCUCCUAGAGGACCGGAGGCACAGUAUGGAGACCAUGAUGCUGGAGGGCCCUCAUGUGGCCGAGGCUUUCCCAGGGGAGGAGGUGGAGCAGGCCAGGGUCCAGCUCUCCAUGCUCAGACACAAAUGGGAGGCCUUACUGGUAGAUGCGGUGAACAGGCGGGGCAAUCUGGAGCUCAUCCUGCCCAGCUCCAAGCUCUUCCAGGAGAGGGUGGGCAGCCUGCAGCAAUGGCUCAUCUCUGUGGAGCAGGAUCUGGCCAAGCUACGCAAUGCUGAGAGGGAAAUGCUACACCUCCCCGAGGCUACGGAGGAAGCCAAGGCUGUGGUGGAAGAGAUCAAGGCGAAAAACGCUGACUUGGUGAAAAUUCAACAGAGCGGUCAUGACCUCAAGGAGAAGAUUUCAGAAGAGGAAGCCCAGCAGGUGCAGGAGCGUGUGGACAGCCUGAGGAUACGCUGCUCGGUGUUGAGCCUGACCAGUGGUGACGUGCUGCAGAGACUGGAGCAGGCCCUGGAGGCAUCCAGCCGCUGCACCUCCAGCCAGGAAGACCUCCACCUGUGGCUGGGCCGCAUCGAGAGGGAACUGCUGGGGCCUGCUGGGGGGCAGACUGGGGGUGGAGACACGGUGCUCUGUGCUGCAGAGAGACAGAGGUUGGAGCAGGCUGUGGUGAAGGAGAUGGCCUGGUUCAGAGACACUGCCCUGGGCCUGGAGCAACUUAAAGCCAUUACUCUGGAGCCUGAGCUUAUCUCUGCCCAACUCUAUGAACAGAAGAUCCUUGCGGUGGAGAUUCUGCAACACCAGUUCAACAUUGAGAAGAUGGUGAAGAUCUCUGAAAUCUUGCAGACAUACGGCGAGGAAGGGGAAAUACGGGAUCUGCAGACCCCGUUGGAUGCCUUACAGGAACAAUGCAACACCACGUCAGCCACCAACUCCCACGUGGUCCUGCAGCUGGAGCAUGCCCAGUCCCUCUUGGUCCAGUUCACUGAGGGCUUUGCUGAGGUGUCACCAUGGCUACAGGAAACCCAAGCACUCAUUGGCCAGCUCUCCCUGAGCACCAUUAGCUACAAGGCAUUCCGAGAACAACAGGACCUCUUACAGGGCCUAAGGGAGUCCAUAGCAGAGCAUAGACCUCUGAUAGCACGGCUGUGCUCGCUGGGGAAGCGUCUGUCAGAGCUUAGCCCCGCCCAGGGGGAGGAGUUCUGUCAUAGCGCCGCGGAGGCUGAGGAGCAGCACAGGGCCAUCAGGGACAGGGUCAGAGAGGCUGCCAAUCUGCUGGAAGAGUCCCUGCCAAGAUACACACAGUUGAAUGAGAGGAUGACGCUGAUUAGAGAGAGUCUGGACCGUCUGCUUGGCCACAUGCAGUCUCCAGUCUCUCUUCAGGGCCAUACCCCGCGCAUCCAGGAGCAGCUACAGGACAACAAGCACAACCUGGCUGAGCUCUCCAAGCUGGAGCUGGGGCUGGGGAGUGUCCGGACCCAGGCUGACGAGCUCCUGGCCAACACGCUGGCAGCGUGGGACGCCUCCAUCGGUACAGCGAUCCAGGAGCAGGUGUCCAGCCUGACCCAGCUGUGGGAGGAGGCUCAGAGGCAGGCUCAGGAGAGAGAUGGCUGGCUGCUCAACCUGCUGGACCUGGCCCUCAAGUUCUGGAGCGAUGUUAGUGAUGUGUCGGCCGGCCUGAACGAUGCCCAACAGGCUGUCCUGGACCUGAACGCCAGUAGGACAGACUCAGAGACCAUCCGCCAGAGCCUGGAGACCAUGCAGACACUCAGGAAGGACAUUGACAGUCUACAGGGGGAGCUGGACACGCUUGGCAUUCUGGGAAUGGACCUGAUGUCAGCAUGUGGGGAUACAGACAAACCUGACGUCACCAAGAGCCUAGAUGAGCUCUACUGCACAUGGAACAACCUGAGUAAACUCUGGAGUGAGUGUCACAAAAAGCUGGAGGAAUCUUUACAGAUGGCUCUACAUUACCAGGACACCAUACAGGGGCUUUUCGAGUGGCUCAAGUCAGCAGAGCUGAGAUCCACAGAGAAGUUCUUGGUAGGAACUGACCUGGAGUCAGUCAAAGAGCAGCUGUGUGAUCUCAAGGAGUUUAAACGGGAGCUAUACCAGAAGAAGAUCGAGAUGGAGAGCCUGAGCCACCGCUUCGUGUGCAGGCUGUCUCCAGGCUCGGAGCGUCCCGGAUCUGUCUCUCCCCUGUGUGACUUCAGACAGCGCUGGGACAGCCUGGAGGCAGAGACCGUCAGCAGACAGCAUCAGCUGGAGUGUGCCCUGCUGGGUCUGGGUCAGUUCCAGAACACUCUGGAUGAGCUGCACACCUGGCUCUCCCACACAGCCGACCUCCUCCAGUGCAGUCGGCCAAUCAGCAUCGACCUGCAGGCAUGCGAGAUAGAGCUGGUCAAACACAAGGUGCUGCGUAAUGACGUCAUGUCCCACGUGCGUACGGUGGAGUCUUUGAACCAGGCGGGGCGGGGCCUGUUGGAGGUGGGGACUGGGGAUAGCCCUCACGGUCUGCACCCGCGGCUGGAGCAGCUGAACGAACGCUGGGAGUUUGUCCGCUGUGAGACAGAGCGCAGACAGCUACAGCUGGAGAACAACCUCAGUCAGGUCCAAGAUGUUACCAUGGAGAUCCAGGACCUUCUUCAGUGGUUGGAGAACACAGACCUGAGGCUGUCCUCCAGUAAGACAGUGUGGGGGAUGCCUGACUCUGCCAGCGAGAGGCUCAACGCACAUCUGGAAUCACAGAGGCUCUUUAAGGCGAGGCUUAAACUCUGCUCCUCAGAUGAACACUCGGCCCUGCAUGCAGGACACAGCGGAUUCUCCAUAUCCUUCCAGGAUUUCCGCAGACACUCCUCACAGAAGCUGUGGCUGCAUUUGAGGACCACGGGGUUCCUGAAGAUGUCACAGCACACGGGACAAGAGAGGUGCCCCUCCAAGAUAGACAAACUGGCAGCCAUUCUCUUUCACACACAGGGAUCGUCUGUGCAGUUCCUUCCUCGUCGACGUGAGCCGUGGCUGGAUCAAAGGGCAGCCAGGAAGCUAGGAGCCCUUAUUAGGGCUGAGGAUGGCUGUCAAUCCCCCGAGGUUCUAAAUGAGCUUCGGCAGUUUGACAUAGUGUUCUCUCUUACUAUUCUCCCCGGGACUAGUCUCCGUGACAGACGCCUUCUGGAGUGCAUCAAGACCACUCCACCAGUCUCACGCCACUCUCAGGGGGUUACGGAGCUGACAGAGCUCCGUCCUGCUGCACAGACUCUGGAGGGACGGAAGGAACUGUGUAAUGAGAUGGACUCCAAGCUCCAUGCCUACACAGACGUGAGGAACGCCAUCCACAGGAUGUUGGAGAGCAGCAACGUGACCCGAGGCUCCAGUACGGAACACAGCCUCUGUAUCCUGGAGCAGAAGUGGGCUACCGUCUACGGGAAAGUACAGGACCGCAAGGCUAAGCUAACCGAAGGGUUGAGCCUGGCGAAGGAGUUCCACUGUAAUGUCCAGGAGCUGCUGACCAGGAUGGCCAAGUGUGAGGAGGCCAUAGGAGUCCUGCCUGUCCCCAGCUUUGUCCUGGACACAGUCUGUGGCCAGCUUCAAGACCACCGGACUCUGGUGAGUGAGGUGAACUGUUACGGUGAGAAGAAGACAGUGGUGGAGAGUGCAGGCUCCAGGCUGGCCGAGUUGAGCAGGAAGGAGGACUGUGACGUGGUUCACAACCUGAUCAUGACCGUACACGACCGCUACAGGAAACUUCACCAGCGAGCCACAGAGAGGGGCCGAACACUAGAGGACGUCAAGAAGAAUGCAAAACAGUUCAGUGAAUCUUGGCGCCUCCUAGUGGACUGGAUGUCUGAGGUGGAGCAGACGCUGGACACACAUAAAGAGAUCGCUGUGGACUACGAGGAAAUUAAACUGCAGCUCACCGAACAGAAGGACUUCCAGAAGCUUCUGCGCUCAAAGCGACCCAUGUACGAGGCCACUCUAAAGAGUGGGCGGGGCCUCCAUGAGAGGUCUCAGAGCGCCCAGGACAGACAGCACCUGGAGAACCUGCUCUCUGAGCUCCGGGACUCAUGGGAUACCAUCAGUGGCAAAUCCAUGGAAAGGCAACACAAACUGGAGGAAGCACUGCUGUUUUCAGGCAGAUUCACAGACGCCCUUCAAGCCCUGAAUGACUGGUUAUACAGAGCAGAGCCACAGCUGGCUGAUGACGUACCUGUCGGUGGGGAAAAAGACAUGGUCAACAAUCUGAUCGACAAGCACAAGGUGUUCCAGAAGGAGUUGGGGAAGCGAGCCGGGUGCAUUAGGACCCUGAAACGCUCGGUGAGGGACCUGACCAGGAGCAGCACUGCUGAUGCCCAUUGGUUGCAGGAGCAAAUGGACGAAUUGGAGGCACGCUGGGAGGACGUGUGUAAACUGUCCGUAUCCAAGCAGGCCAGGCUGGAGGCAGCCCUUCAACAGGCUGAGAAGUUUGACAGGUUGGUCCACUCCUUCCUGGAGCAUCUGGCGGAGGCAGAGAGGGUGCUGAGGUACGGGGUCAUCCCUGAGGAGGAGGAAGCUCUGCUGGCCUUCCGCAAACAACAUGAGGAGUCAAUCACUUCCCUGCGCUCCCAGGAGAUGGAGCUAGAGAGCAUCCGGUGUCUGAAUGAGGAAAUCCUGUCCUCCUGUCACCCAGACUCCAUCAUCACACUCAAGUCCUGGAUCAGCGUCACCAAGACCCGCUACGAAGAGGUGCAGACUUGGGCCCAGCAGCAGGGCCAGAGGAUCCAGGCCAGCCUGUCUGCUCUGGAGGCUGAGCGGGAGAAGCUACAGCGCCUACUGGACUGGAUCUCAUCCGCCGAGGAGGCCCUCAACCUCAGAGACCAGGAGCCACCGGCUGAGAGCAUAGAACACAACCAGGAACUCAUCGUCCAACACAUGGUAUUCAUGGAGGAGCUGAACCGAAAACUACCAGAGGUUGAACAUGCCACACAGUCCUGCAAACAGAAGCUGAUCCCCAAACAGCAGGCUUCACCGUGCCGCAAGGCACUGACAAAGAGGAGGAGCACUCUGAAACUCCAGCCUACACUAGUCCCUCUCCCUCUGGAGAACCUGGACCCUCAGACCCCUCAGCUGUGUCAGCUGGUCAGCCACUGGCAGAAACUCUGGCUCCUGGCUCUGGCCAGACAGGGCCGCCUAGAGCAGCACGAGCAGGGACUCCAAGAGAUGGAGGAAUUUGCGAAUUUCGACUUCAACGUCUGGCGCAAGCGCUACAUGCAGUGGAUCAGCCACCUCAAGUCUCGGAUCCUAGAUGUGUUCCGAAACAUCGACAGGGACCAGGACGGACGAAUCAGCAAGAAGGAGUUAAUCGACAACGUCCUGGCAUCCAAAUUCCCCACCAACUCCCUGGAGAUGAAUGCGGUGGCCAAUAUCUUUGACAUGAAUGGGGACGGCUUCAUUGACUACUAUGAGUUUGUGAGUGCCCUCCAUCCCAGCCGGGAUCCCUACAGGAGGACGCUAGAUGCAGAUCAGAUCAACGAGGAGGUGGGUCGACAGGUGUCUCAGUGCAACUGUCCCAAGAGGUUCCAGGUGGAGCAGAUCAGUGCCAACCGCUACAGGUUUGGGGAUUCUCAACAGUUGCGGAUGGUGCGUAUCCUGCGCAGUACCCUGAUGGUACGGGUGGGAGGAGGCUGGACAGCACUUGAUGAAUUCCUGGUCAAGAACGACCCUUGUAGAGUGAAAGGUCGGACGAACCUAAAGAUAAAGGAGAAGUACUUGUUCGACAACUCUCGGAGAGGAGGCUCGUCUAAAACCCUGACAGUCAGCAGGUCCAACUCCAGCCUGAGUCUCUACAGCAGCGCCUCGGCCCCAAGCAGCCCCCUAACACGCAAGGCCUUACUGCGGAGGAGUCUCUCAGGCGACCGCUGCAUCCGGCCCAGGAGCUCCAUAGCUGCUCUGGGGUCAGAUCUACAGUUCUCCACUGCGGGGGAUGACGAUUCUCUUUCACCAUCAGGUGUGUACAGUAAAUAA